ACGAUAUUAAUGUUCUGUGGUGUCUAUCUAUACCUAUUAUUUAUUGCGUUUGUUGUUGGUUUCGUCAUUGUAAAUUAAAUUAGAAAGCAAUUUAACUAAUCUGAAAAAACGGGGUGAUAUAUGUUCUAUAAUGGUAGAAUUAAGUUAACGUUACGACGUACAAUUAUAAAAUUUGAUUAUUGGAAAAGUGAAUAAUACAGAUAUGUAUCACUAGCAAAGUGCGCGAAGGCUUUAGCUUUCGUAACAGCCCUGCUGGAUAAUAGAAACUAAGAAAAUGUAUGGAAUUAACGGAACAGAUUAUCCGCCUGUUACAGAGGACACCUUUUGUAAAUACGUUUUGUACUAUGAAAUAAAUAAUUCGAGGGUCCGUAUAUGGGAUUUGAUAAUUUUGAUACCAAAUGCAUUAUUUGUGCUAUUCUUAAUAGUAAGAUUUAAUAAGGCUCAGUUGAAGUUGCGUGCAACCAGCAGUCCCAUAUUUUUGACGUUUUAUGCAUUGGUUUGGGGAAACGUGAUCGUUAGCUUAGUGAGAUGUGCUGUGUCUAUGACAGUGAAUGCAGCUAUGCCACUUGGCGGGCUGGUGGAUAAAGUGUUAUGGGUCACAGUGAGAUUCUUUCUAUUGGCUACAGAGAUGAGUGUUGUGAUAUUUGGUUUGGCUUUUGGUCACCUGGAUAGCCGCAGCAGUAUCAGAUAUGUGCUCCUAGCUACAUCACUUAUAUCACUGGCAUUCACUAUAACACAAGGCACAUUGGAAAUUGUGAUGCCUGAUGAUAUGUUCCAUAUUGACACAAGGGAUUAUAAUCUGUUUGGACAUGGCGGAAUGCUGUUCUGGUUCACAUCAUCACUGGUGUUUGCUUUCAUCUAUUUCCUAAUAUUGCUACUGCCUUGGAUUCCAUUGAGAGAUUAUUUGGCUUUACCUACUAAACUAUCUUUCUACUUGUAUGUGCUACUGCUUGCACUCCUUGACACAACUCAAGCAGUCGGCGCAGGGCUCCUGGCAUGGGGCUCCAUGCAAUCAGGGCUGUGUGUGGUAGAUGUGACCACUUGGCUAUAUUUUUCAUUAUAUACGCCACUUGUAUACCACACAUUCCUCAGCGAGUUCUUCAGUGUUUCACAGCCAAGUAUAAUGUUCUCAUACAAGGCUCAAAUGGACGAGCCCAUGGAUGACGAUCAAGUGUCUCUGCCACAUCAGCAGAGUUUUAGCUCACUCAAGACGGAUUCUGACUACAUUUACCAGGUUAUUUCCCAGCAGAGUAAUAGCGUGUAUGACAGUACGCUUUUUGAAGCGGAAGGUACAACUCCAAUGAACCCAGUGUACAGCGCGUCUCUCCAAAGCCCCGAUUCAAUAGCAUCAGGCCAAUCCAUAGAAAUAGGAGCACCAGGCUUUCAAAGCCAAAACAUGCUAUCGACCUAACAAUGGAAUAGAUAGUAAGAAUAAACAUCCAAAGAAAAACAUUUUAGAACUACAUACUAUUAAUAGAGUAUACUAAAAAGCGUUAGUGCUACCUACUUAAUGUAUCAGGUAUUGGUUACGAGUUACAACUACUUAGAAUCUCUAUACAACAUAUUUUAAGUUCUUCAUCUAUU
Molecule: messenger RNA, 1584 nt
Organism: Achroia grisella
Lineage: Eukaryota; Metazoa; Arthropoda; Insecta; Lepidoptera; Pyralidae
Product: transmembrane protein adipocyte-associated 1 homolog
Exons: 6
Coding region: 275-1411 (378 amino acids)
Biological process (GO): G protein-coupled receptor signaling pathway
Cellular component (GO): plasma membrane
Molecular function (GO): G protein-coupled receptor activity
Source: RefSeq, a predicted model, not a curated record